UUUCCCUUCUAUCGGUUUUGGGAGCCACUCUGAGAGGUAUCCCGUUUCUCCAGAGCAUUUCGUUGGUUUCGCUGCACGUGCAGCUUUUGUUACCCUAUGGUGUCCGCUUCGGCCCCACCCGCGGCCCUGAGCGCCGAGCAAGCCAAGGUGGUCCUGGCAGAGGUAAUCCAGGCGUUCUCGGCCCCAGAGAACGCCGUGCGCAUGGACGAGGCUUGGGACAACGCGUGCAACCACAUGGAAAUGCUGCAAUUCGUGCUGCCCGUGGCCACGCAGAUUCAGCAGGAGGUUAUCAAGGCUUAUGGCUUCAGCUGCGACGGGGAAGGUGUCCUAAAGUUUGCCCGCUUGGUCAAGUCUUACGAAGCCCAGGAUCCCGAGAUUGCUAGCUUGUCCGGCAAGCUGAAGGCACUGUUCCUGCCCCCCAUGACAUUGCCUCCCCACGGGCCUGCUUCUGGCGGCAGUGUGGCUGCCUCCUGAGGGUCGGCCCUCCCGCGCAGGGAAGACCUUAAUGUUCCACAGGAUAAUAAACGUGCCUGUGACUUAAAAAAAAAAAAAAAAA
Messenger RNA from Lontra canadensis (Northern American river otter), 556 nucleotides. RefSeq names its product protein C10-like. Gene Ontology annotation, biological process: post-embryonic development. The record is from RefSeq and is a predicted model, not a curated record. NCBI's taxonomy places the organism in Eukaryota, Metazoa, Chordata, Mammalia, Carnivora, Mustelidae.